AAAUCUAGAAAGUGACUCAGAGAGAGGGAUCGAGUUGAUGAUCCUCCAGAAACAGAGGAAUACGUUAGCCGAUCUCUUCUCUUCUCUCCACAUUUGGACUGUGACUCUUGUCCAUCUCAUCAUCAGCACUAACUCCCACCAUCUCUACAUACUCGCCACGCCUCUUUUCCCACCUCUAUAAACCUAGAAAAUAUCAAAAUCAUCAAAAACCCAUUUCUCUGUUUUUCUCUAAAACCUAAUUGGAAGAGGAUUUUAAUUUCUGUUUAACGAAAACCCUUUGUUGAUUUUUUGGUGGGUUAUUGAUUUGAAGGAAAAAAGAUUGGUUUUUUAUACGGAUUUGGAGAUUUUGAAAGGAGAUGGUUUGUUCAAGACCUAGUGUGCCUCCAUCGUGGAUGAGUGCGGCGGCAUCAAGAGUUGAUUUUGAAGGGAAUGUUUCUUCAAUGUCUGAUUCUAUUUUCACACCACCGCCGCCUGAUCCUGUUGGGGCUGCGAAUAAGAAUAUUGGUGCUGAUGUUAAUUUAGGGUUUGGAGAAAGAACUUUUUCUGCUGCUGGUGCUGCUGUUCUUUCUGUUAUUCUUGUUAAUCCUCUUGAUGUUGCCAAGACAAGAUUGCAAGCGCAGGCCGCGGGUGUUACAUACUCAAAUGUAACAGAAUAUAUUUGUGCUCGGAUGACAGCUUUUCGGACUAGCGGGAUGUUCUCGGAUUUGAGAUGUAGUCCAUCAUGUGCUCGUGCAGCGCUAUUUGGUCCAUCAUUUAUAUGCCCUCCUGAUUGCUUUACGUACAAAGGAACACUAGAUGUUUUCAAUAAAAUUAUUCAACAGGAAGGAAUUGCGAGGUUGUGGAGGGGUACAAAUGCUGGCCUAGCACUAGCUGUACCAACUGUUGCGAUAUACUUACCCAUGUAUGAUGUCAUCCGCAACUGGAUGGAAGAUCUUACCAUCAGGAAUGCUCCUUACUUGACAACUUAUGUACCUUUAGUUGCUGGCUCGAUGGCACGCUCAUUAGCCUGCAUUUCUUGCUAUCCUAUUGAACUUGCUAAGACCAGGAUGCAGGCAUUUAAAGAGGUCCAAGGUGGUGCGAAGCCUCCUGGUGUGUUGAAAACUUUACAAGGAGUUCUCCCAUCUUCUGGUUACUCCAAUAACAUGCAAAACUUGCAAAGAUACCGCACGUUGUGGACAGGAGUUGGAGCACAACUUGCUCGUGAUGUUCCUUUCUCUGCAAUUUGCUGGUCAACGCUUGAGCCGAUCAGGAGAAGGCUUCUUGGUCUAGUGGGUGACGAAGGCAAUGUAGCAGGAGUCCUUGGGGCCAAUUUUGCAGCAGGAUUUAUUGCUGGAGGCCUUGCAGCUGCUGCCACAUGCCCUCUAGAUGUUGUAAAAACACGAAGGCAAAUAGAGAAGGACCCAACCAGAGCAUUAAGAAUGACGACGAGGCAAACACUAAUGGAGGUUUGGAGAGACGGAGGAAUGAAAGGUCUCUUCACUGGUUUAGGGCCACGAGUUGCUCGUGCCGGUCCAUCGGUUGGCAUUGUUGUUUCUUUUUAUGAAGUGGUAAAGCAUGUAGUCCAUCAUCGGCGUGCAAAUGCUUUAUAUUAGUUGGACAUGAUUUAACUUUUGCAAUGUAUAUAUCAAACCAUAAAAUUUUGUUGGCAUUAGUUUUUUUUAAUAAAAUCUUUUGUCAAGUGAUUUGAUUCACGAAAAAAAUAAAUGUAAAUCAUUUUGGACGUGUUAGUAACUUACUAGUGACAUAACUAUGAGGAUGAGGGUUAGCUUGAUCAGCAAAGAAGUACCUUUCUAAAUACAUGGGUUCUUAAAUGAUUUGUAACUUAUAUUUUUGUUUCGU
This is a messenger RNA of Papaver somniferum (opium poppy), 1839 nucleotides long. RefSeq names its product mitochondrial carrier protein MTM1-like. The transcript has 10 exons. The record is from RefSeq and is a predicted model, not a curated record. The coding region runs from base 357 to 1592 and encodes 411 amino acids. Gene Ontology annotation, biological process: mitochondrial transmembrane transport. Lineage: Eukaryota; Viridiplantae; Streptophyta; Magnoliopsida; Ranunculales; Papaveraceae.